Molecule: messenger RNA, 1572 nt
Organism: Exserohilum turcica Et28A
Lineage: Eukaryota; Fungi; Ascomycota; Dothideomycetes; Pleosporales; Pleosporaceae
Exons: 6
Coding region: 1-1572 (523 amino acids)
Molecular function (GO): iron ion binding; oxidoreductase activity, acting on paired donors, with incorporation or reduction of molecular oxygen; monooxygenase activity
Source: RefSeq, a predicted model, not a curated record
AUGGCUGCCCUAGAUGCCAGUAUGAAGGAAGUUAGGGGAUUGGUCAAUUCCAUUCCCCUAACAACGCCUAAUCUGUUGCUGUUACUUACGGGCGGGGUCUUCGUAUAUUCCAUUGGGCAAAUUGUCUACAACCUUUAUUUCCAUCCUCUUGCGCGCUUUCCAGGUCCUCUGUUAUGGCGGGCAACUCGUUUAGCAUACGUUGUUCGAAUGAAUCAAGGCAAGCUAGCCUUCGAUGUUCUGGAAUUGUACAAGAAAUACGGCCCUAUCGUGCGCAUCGCGCCUAAUGAACUCGCUUUCUCAGAUGCGGAUGCCUGGAAGAGUAUUUACGGACACAGGGUAGGUGCAAAUCAUGGUAUGGAGGAAAUGGACAAGUUCCAUACCUUUUAUCGAACCAAAGGUGAGGUCUUGAGCAUCAGUUCUGGAGAUCGUGAGUACCACGCCCGAUUGCGAAAACAGUUGGCAUUUGGUUUCAGCGAGCGUGCGCUCCGAGAACAGGAGACGAUGAUCGGCCGUUACAUCACACUCCUCAUAAAACGCCUGCGUGAGCAUUGCGUCGACUCCGAUCGGAUCGACCAGGCCACUGGAGGACCUGCUAAGAAGGAUAUUGACAUUAAGAUGUGGUACAACUGGACAACAUUUGAUGUUAUCGGUGAUCUUGUCUUUGGUGAGGCGUUUGGAAGCCUUGAGAAUGCCAAAUACGAUCCUUGGGUCGAGGCGAUCAACGGUUCAAUUCGAUUCUUGGGUAUCAUCAACGGAGUCAAGCACAUGGGUCUCGAAAGCCUCUUCAUGUGGCUCGUCAAGCUGACCAACACCAACCGCGCUGAGCACGACAGGCGUAUAAUGGACAAAUUAGAUCGCCGAGUCGCUUUGCAACAAGAGAGACCAGACUUGAUUGAGGGCUUAAUUCAGAAGAGAAAGGAAUGGGGUCUGAGCAUGCACCACCUAUCGGCCAAUAGCAGCAGUGUACUUAUCGCUGGAUCAGAGACGACCUCAAGCAUGCUGAGUGGCGUUACCUACAUGCUUUUGACCAACCCCGACGCAUAUCAGAAGGUGGUUCACGAAGUGCGCACGUCGUUCAACUCUGAUGAAGAGAUAACUCUUACCUCAGUGAGUCGUUUGACAUACAUGCUGGCAUGUUUGAACGAAGCUAUGCGCUCUUAUCCACCAGUUCCAUUCGGUAUGCCUCGUUUUGUUCCGAAGGGAGGCGCUAAGGUGUCCGGAGAGUUUAUUCCAGAAGAUACCGUGGUCGCCGUGUGGCACUGGGCCACGUAUCACAAUCCUGCCCAUUGGACCGACCCUUUUACUUAUAAGCCGGAACGAUUCCUCGGUGACCCAAAAUACGCCAAUGAUCGAUUUGAUGUCCUGCAGCCUUUUUCCAUGGGGCCGAGGAAUUGCAUUGGCAGACAUCUCGCAUACGCCGAAAUGCGUUUAGUGCUCGCUCAGAUUCUCUGGAACUUCGACAUGGAGAUUCUGGAGAAGAGUAGGUCUUGGAUAGACCAUCUUUCAUAUGUUCUUUGGGAUAAGCCUCCUCUAUGGGUACAUCUAACUCCAAGGACCCGGAUAUUGGAAUAG